UAAAGAUGGCUGCACUUUCAGGAUUUCUUCUGUUCGCUACAUUUAGUUUUGCGUUUUCUGUUCCAGUGGACACUAAGCUGCAGGCUUUGACAGAUACAUUGUCAGCGAUAGAACGCCUUGUUCGGUACUACAAGUCAACUUAUCGUGAGCUCAACAUUGAUGGCCUCUAUGGUCUCCGAGUUUUGGAAGGUCAGUUGGGUGUUUUGCUGGAGGAGUUUAAUAAAGCUGGAACUGACGGCCUUCCAAAUGACAUCACUGCGAGAAUACGACACCUUCAGGUGGAAGCCACCAACAUAAGCGAGGAGGCAGUGAGCUUUGUUAGGAAAGGAGAUGAAGAAUACUACAAGGCACUCCACUUUGUUGUUGGUCGACCUUGGAAACUUUGGAAAAAUCAGAGGUCACUUAACUUCAGCAGUCAAUGGAACCGUGGUGUUUAUCUGAAAAAUAAAGAGAGAUUAACAGAGAGCCGGUCUGAUCGAUGUAUGACCCAGUUAACAGGGAGUUUGGGGAACAGAUCAACAUCAUGUCAGGUUACUCAGGACUGUGUCCAACUCAUGACAAGUCGGGGAUUAACGGGGUACGGAAUCACCCACCAGAUUCUGUGGACAAUGUUAGCUGAACAGGCAGGAUGUACACACACAGUAAAUGCUCUGUUUAAGAAGCAGGGCAGUUCACUAGAAGACUUCCAGACAGAGUUCUGUACCAAUAACUUUCUGGAGAUGAUUCAGACAGUCCAUGUAGUACUCAAAGAAAAUAUUCGCCCUCGAUUUCAAGAUCUCUUUCUGGAGCAACAAUUUGUCUGUCCAAACAUUGGUUUCCAUGAGUUCCUGUCAAGCACAUACCUAAGACAGAUCUUAAAUUGGCAGAAAGAAAAUGGCUGCUUUGGCACAAUGCCAAGAAGUGGGGAUAAGAAAGACCCUGAUUAUGAGUAUGAAGAAAACUCCACAAAAGGAAAUGUUAAUGUUCACAAACCAAGUCCUGGGAACCUUAAGUUUAUGCCACAGAAUCAUCCUAAUAUCUCACAGAGAGGCGUGGUAGUGCAAAGAGGUCAAAAACUAGUGCAACAGUUCUCUAACCAGGACAGUAUGAAACACAAGUUGAUGCCUCCAGUGUUUGGUUCUCAAGGUUACAAAGCUAAACCCUUACAGAGGGGCUUGUUGUCAUUGUCUUCUUCAAAAACAUUUAAAAGUAGGAAGCUUCUGGCUGAGAAGGCACUCUCAGGUGGAUGUUUGGCCCACAAGACUGCUGUAGCAGCAGGUGCCCUUGUGAUGUAUCUUAGAUACCUCAUCUACCCAGGACAGCCUGAUAUGUUCAACAACCAGGCCAUCAUUAAAUCUAGACUGUCUGCUAUUACACCACUCACUGAUAAUGAAGAUGUUGCCUACGCAUUAUCUAUGGGUCAGUCCCUUAAAGACAUUCCUAAUGGUAUGGAAAAAUCUCCUCUCAAGAAGGACAAUUCAGUCACAGCAAACCGAACCUUGCUGAAAAAGGAUUACAACCAACCAAAUGCAUUAAAUAACAAUGUGUUGGCAGCCCAGCUGUAUGGUAAAAAUGACAAAGAUGAUUAUUAUUCAAAUCAGAAAUUGAAGGAGGAUUAUUAUGAUGAUAAAAACGAGUCUCCAGAAUACCCCAAACGAGAUCGCAGGAAGUUAAAUCCAGACCAGAAAAUGGUGCAUUUUGACAACGGCAAUCAGGAUAAAGAUAACUAUGCAGAUGAAGAUUACAAAGAUGAUGAUUAUAAAGAUGAAGAGAGAGAAGAAGAGGACAAAAAUGAUGAAAGAGAUUACCCAUACUACGAUAACAACCAGAGAAAACAAAGGGAAGAGGCAGAUAGAAUAGAGAGAGAGGACAAGGACCAGUAUCUUAACAAACAGGACAAAGGGGAUCAUCCAAACACUGUGGCGGCCAUAGAGGGAGGGGAAAACCCCCCAGGCAGGUCAGAGAGCCCCUCCCUAGGGACUGUCUUGUUAGGGUUCACUGUUAUUUUCUGUGUGCUGUUAUUCAUUGUCUAUCGUUUUAUUAGGACAAGACGAGUACAUAUACGUUAUAACCUUAGAUCUUUGAUGCGACUCUAGAACAUUUAAACCUACUUGAAAAAGGUUGAAAAAUGUGAUUUGAGAUCAGAUUAAUCAAAAACCUGAACUCGGUUCAUUGAUAAUAACUUGAUAGUGAUCCUUGCCAGUAAUUGCCAUUUAUAAUGUUUUUAUUUAUUGAUAUAAAAAUAUAUAUAUUAUAGUUUGAUGAGUUUGGUUUUUUUCCUAGGGUCUAUUUUUUUUUUUUUUCUGAAGAUAAGAAUGCAAUUUACUUAAUCAGAUUUUAUAUUCAAAUUAAUAAAGACUGCCUAAGAGCUUGAUGCCAAAAUGUGAGAAUAGAGAAGCAUCCGGAUGUAGUAUUCCAAGUAUUUUAUUAAUUUUUUUGUUUCAUACGAUGAGUGUUUUUUACUCAGUGCAAUGCAUACAUACAUAAAAAAAAAUAGCAGGGUGUUGUUAAUUUUAAUUGGAGAUUUUGUGUGAUAUUUUUAACUAAUUGCUUGCAAAUUUGUCAUUCUUAUAAACGUCCGAAAUCAUUGAACAGGACAAUAAAUGUUGUAAGAUUUUUAUGCUGAAGAUAUUAUACUAGAAUGAAAAUUAUAUUGAUGCAUUUUUUUCAUUAAAUGACUUGAGUAUUUUAUGUAGGGGUUACAUGAAACCUUUUUUGCAUAAAGAGAGUUAAUGCUCCUAAAAGUCACAUUUGUAUUAGUUUUGUUUUGUUCUUGACAUGUCUUACAUGUAGCAUGAAGUUUUUUUUCAUAUAAUUUAUGUAAUACCAUCUGUGUGGAAAUGUUUUCAAAUGCACUGUAUUGUUGUAUUUUCACUAAGUCUUCCAUAGUGUAUAAGCUUAUAAUUAUCUAUGGCCUACUUUUUUCAUUGUUUUAAAAAUUUGUUGGAAACCAUGGAGAUGGUAUAUAGUUUUAGUCCACAUCAUUUCAGUUAGAUCUUAUCUGUUAUUCAGACUCCCUGUUUCAAUCUCUGGGGAGUAAUUUACAUUGGUUAUUGAAUUCUUACUUGUAUUCAUUCUGUGUACAACAAUAAUUCAGUAGCUGAUAUUAAAUUUAUAGGUAUACAUUCAAGCAUUAUAGGGUUUGUUAAGUAUCUGUGAUGUUCCCAAACUUAAACUAUAUUGUAACAUUUCAGUACUGAAGUUUUUCUUCAUUAUGUUAUAAACAUAGCACUGUAGCUAUUUUUUAAGAGUGAGAGUACUUCUACUAUGAAUUAUCUGUAAUCACUGUAACUACUUUUUAAGAGCGAGAGUACUUCUUCUAUAAAUUAUCUUAAAUGGAGACUUUUGUUAGACUUCUGUUUGUUUCCCCUCACCAUUUGAUGGACUGGUACAGGGUAAGGAAAUUAAGGAGUUUAAUUUUUAGUGUGCCUUUUUUUUUUCAAAGUCAGCCACACUGGGGAACAAAUAGAUUGUUUUAACGGUCAUAGCAAGGUUUUUGAAAAGGCGUGCAAUGGAAGGUCUUGCAGAGGUAUCCCAAAAUUAAAAUUAGACAAUUUUUCAUGUAUGAUACUUUUUGGUUACAUUUUACUUAAAAAUAGUGAAGAAAUUGUAGUAGUCGUACUUUAAACAGACAAAUAUUAGACUUUUUAAACGUAGAGGGGUGUGAUUGCACUCGGUGCUACUGCCCCCCCUUUUCUGAAGGCCUUGUUUUAAUAUCGGCCUACUCACACAAUUGUAUUAUUGCUGUUUUGUUCCUCUCUAAUGAAAUAAUUGUGUAUUUGUUACUGUUAGGUGAAUCUCUCUGCUGCUGAAUGUAAAUUCUGUGAUACAAAAGAUUCAACAAACAAUUCUUAUAAUUUUUUUUUCAAAACUGAAUUAUAGGUGAAUUUAUGAAGGCAGCUUAUUAGAUAGCUUUAAAGGUUUUACACAAAAGAUGUAAUCCAUAUUUGGUGCUUUUAAAACUGUGGGAAUCAUUGUCCAGUUUUAUUUCAUGUGUCUUUAUGUGAAAGACUCAGGUGAACACAUAGCAAGUUACUAAAUGUAUGUUAUAUUUGUAGACUAAAAUAUGUUUUGUUUUUCACAUUUAGUGAUACCAUGUUACAAUUUUUUUGGUACCUGGCAUUUGAAAACAUUUUUUUAUUCUGUUAUAAAUUUUGCUCAAAAUUUGAGCUAAUGUAUAGAAUUUCGAAGUCAAAACUGUUUGAAAAUUAAAAAAAAAAAUUCUGAUUCAUACACCAUUCUGUCAUUGUCAAGUUAUUUCUAAUGAUUUGAAUGUAUUCAUUAGUGCCAUAACUUAAAGCCAUAGAAUUUAUUUAGUUUAUAAUGAUUUAAUGUAUAUUUUUACUUAGUAUGGAAAGUUGAUGAUAAAAUGUUAGUAUAUUGUUGUUUUGACAAUGUGUACAUGUUUGAUAUUUAUAUAUACGUGUAUGUGACCAAUGGCAUUAUGGUUGUAGUAUAUCAAGGAUAUUGCAUGCUGAAUUGUGUUAUUUUUUACUUCAUACACAUCAUCAAACCUAUCUAUACACACCUUAUACGCACACACAAUUUGUUACUGAUACUAAGUGUGUAUAUAUUGUAGCCAUUUACCAUACCCACUGGUAUGAGAUUUUGUGGAAGAGCAGUUGUGAACAUUUUGGGGUUUGGUUUAUGGCCUAUCAUUGUUAAUAUUUCAUUUUUAUAUGUAUCAUUAUUUCUUCACAAAAUGGUGAAAUGGUUCAUGAAAUAAUGUUGCAGUGAAUACCUUUUGAAAACUACAAUAAACGAAAUCCAGCAAUA
Saccostrea echinata is the source of this 4755-nucleotide messenger RNA. RefSeq lists its product as uncharacterized. Lineage: Eukaryota; Metazoa; Mollusca; Bivalvia; Ostreida; Ostreidae. Gene Ontology annotation, cellular component: cytosol; membrane. The record is from RefSeq and is a predicted model, not a curated record. The transcript has 6 exons. The coding region runs from base 6 to 2075 and encodes 689 amino acids.